AUGGGCUCCGUUGACUUGAGCUCCACGCCGGCCUUUUCCGCCCACGUACCUCCCCGAAACCCACAGACGAUCCUCCUUGUGACCGUCACAGUCGACUCUUCCAAUAUAGACGAUUUCCUCAAGGGCUUGCACAUCUGCUAUGACCGCUGCAUCGAGGAGCCCGAGUGCUUGUCAUUCGAGGUCUUUCACAGCCAGGAUAAGCCCGGUCGAUUCCGAUUCCUGGAGAUUUGGGCAAAGGAUCGGCAAUGGUUCGAAUCGGUCCAGAUGAAGAAGCCGUACUAUGAUCCGUACCACGAGGCCACCAUCAAACUAUGGACAGAGCCACGUACGCGGCCUGAAUUGAUCUUGGCAAAUUGA
This is a messenger RNA of Fonsecaea multimorphosa CBS 102226, 357 nucleotides long. RefSeq lists its product as uncharacterized. Bases 1 to 357 code for a protein of 118 amino acids. The transcript is spliced from 2 exons. The record is from RefSeq and is a predicted model, not a curated record. NCBI's taxonomy places the organism in Eukaryota, Fungi, Ascomycota, Eurotiomycetes, Chaetothyriales, Herpotrichiellaceae.